AUGCAAAUUAACAUGCACAUAACCACCAACAACCCCCCUCAACCAACGGAAACUCUCCUCCUCCUCUCCGCCACGAAAUGCCAUCCCCCACCACCCACAGUAUCCCAAUUACCCCAAAAAAGGCCACACCUCUACUUCGCCUACGGCUCCAACCUCUCCCCAACCCAAAUGGCACACCGCUGCACCAUAAACCCCACCCACUCCGCAAAACCCCUCGCAAUCGCCUCCCUCCGCCAUUGGCGCUGGCACAUCAAUGAAGCAGGUUACGCGAACGUGCUCCCGCCGCCAGGUCUGCGUAUCUCCUCGCAGACCAGUCCGGCCGCGGACAAGAUUCCUGUCUCGGGAGAAGAGGAUAGCGUGUUCGGGGUUCUUUAUGAGAUGGAUGUUGGUGAUGAGAGGAUCUUGGAUGGGUAUGAGGGGGUUGAUCGGGAGGCGGAGGAUUCACCUGGUCGUGGUGAGGGGGGGAAGGGGAUUGAUGUUGAUAUUCGGCCGAGGGAGCAGGGAGAGGGGGAUUAUAAUAAGUGGUAUGUUGAUGCCGGGGCUGUGGAGUGGCUUGAUGAGGAUGCGAGGAAGGUCUGGGAGAAGGAUGGAGAACAAGGGGAAGGAAAAGGAAAAGUGAGGGUUUUGGUUUAUGUGGAUGAAGAACGGGUGGUGGUAUCGAAGCCUAAUGCUGAGUAUAUUCCGAGGAUGAAUCGGGCGAUGCGGGAGGCGGAGGAGUUGGGGGUUAGUGGGCGGUGGUUGGAGGAUGUGUUAAGGAGGUUUAUUCCUAAGGAGUGA
This is a messenger RNA of Penicillium subrubescens, 777 nucleotides long. RefSeq names its product gamma-glutamylcyclotransferase family protein. Gene Ontology annotation, molecular function: gamma-glutamylcyclotransferase activity. The record is from RefSeq and is a predicted model, not a curated record. Bases 1 to 777 code for a protein of 258 amino acids. The transcript has a single exon. NCBI's taxonomy places the organism in Eukaryota, Fungi, Ascomycota, Eurotiomycetes, Eurotiales, Aspergillaceae.